GGGGCGGGCUGCGCGCCCUGAGGGGAGGCGGAGGGCGGGCCGGGCCCUGAGGAGGUUUAACCGGCCCCUCCAGCCCUCAGGAUGAAGCGGCGCUGGGCUGGGCCGUGGGAGGGGGCCGCUGAGAUGUACUGGCCCUCGGGGUUCAAUUAUAGCCGGCCCUGGCCCGUAAAGAGGCUCCGAAGGCGGCAGCCCCAAGGGCGAGGUGAGCGGCGGCGGCGGGGUUCGGGAUGUUCAGAUGACAUAUUAGAUGAGGCAACAAGGCACCACCUGUUCACAGACACUUUCUGUAGGGUUUGCUGGGCAGUGCUGCCAUUUGAAUCCCAAAGGAUGUCACACUAUGAGGGCAGAAAGCAUGCUCAGAACGUUUAUCUUUAUGUUCAAAGUCAUGGUAUGAAGGAUGAGAGAAUGAGGUGUGACAAAAAGAAGGAAAAAAUGGAUUGUACCAGUUUUCAGGUGGAUGGAAUGAGAAUAGUAGAGAAUAAGUACUGUAACCUCUGCAACAUGAUUUUAGUUUCCCCAGGCGUUGCAUUGUCUCACCUCCGGGGGAAGAUCCAUGCUAAAAAGCUGAGGCAGUUAGCAGAAAAAAGAGCUCUGAUGGAAGAACAGAGCAAACAAUCUGUUUCUGAAACUGAAAUGCCUUCAUCAUCUUUUGCAAGCUUGGAUCUGAACUACUGCUGGCUCUGCUGUGUUCCUUUCAAUAGUCCAUUUUCAGCCCAGGAACAUUAUGUUGGUAAGAAACAUGGAAAAAAUGUAGCACGGAAAAAGGUAAUGGAGGAGCUGGGAAUCAAACCUGUCCCUAGGGAAUCCAUAACAGAUGAUUCCUUCUUUUCUGCGAUUGGGUUUGGCCGUUACAUUUGCCCUAUUUGCAAUGUUGUACUUACAACUAUACUUGAGUACCAGUCCCACAUGCAAGGAAAAAAGCACAAGACCAGUUUAUGCAGAGCAACAAAGAUUCGCAGUCUCACAAAGAGAUCAAGGAAAACUUACUACUCCUUUCAAGGUCAGAAAGCUACACAUCUUGAGGAAAGAAUGGAUUUGAGAAUAGCAGAAGAGUUUCAGGAUGGAAACUUUGAUGAGGUUAAGCCUUCAGCCUUUAAAUGCAAACCAAACCAGCAUUCCAGCCUUUUUUCAGAAACCCAGACACUUCCAAAUAUUGGGAAAAAGAGAUCACCAAACUGCUCAUCAGCUUGUGAGUGUGCACUAGAAAAUGCACCAAAUUGUCAGUAUAACACAGCACACUGUAUAGAAGGGCAAGCGUUUGGGGCAGCUGCCAUCACAGAUGGCUUUGGUCUGUCAGCUGUAGAAUCUAAAGAGUAUUGCAAACUUGUCCUUGCUGAAACGUUUAGCAUCUCCUAUAGAGAAGAACAGGACCUUCAGGUAGAAUAUACUAAGGAGAAAAAAUACGUUAGUGAAGAGUUGAAGUGUAAGGAAGAGGACUCAAAACUGAAAAGAAAGGAAGAUAGUGAAGGUGCAGAUUUGGAGAAAGAAAGAGAGAAACGAAAGCGAAUUAAACUUGACAUAGACUUAGUAAAUGAGAAGAAAUCAAGACCUAAUAAAGAUGAAAGGCUUAAAAAAAAACCUGCUAAGAAACAGAGAAGAAAGCGCAUAAAGAAUCAACAGAUGCCCCAGAUAAAGGUCAAAACAGAAGAUGAGCUAAUUUGGGAUGACUCUGUCUUUACAUGCUGGUGAGGGUUUUAGCUUCAAGAGCCUGCUCCGAUUUGCAGAUAAUCUUAACUGUUUUGUAUGAUACUAUGGCUGUUGUGGUUUUUGUUGGUUUAUCUGUUGUUUUUUAAGCAAAGUUGGGUUUUUUUUGGAAGUGAGAAGAAGUCUGUCUUCUGAAAAUGGAUAGUAGUAGGCAUGCAUCAGUUUUUAAUUAUGUUACAUCUACAACAGUCAUUGCAGUGAUGCAAACUCGAAAGUAUGAAGGCUCUUCUGGAAUAUACCUCAAACAAGGAUCAGUAGCUUACAGAACACUCUUGGAAAUUCAUCAGAAUGUAUAGCUUUAUUUUCCUAAUAUUAAUGGUGCCUACUGUGGAGGUUUCUUUUUCUUUUUUCUUCUAGGAAAGUCUUUAAGUUUGGUAAGAUAUGUAAGGGGCACUACAGUGCUCCCAGGCAAAGCCAUAUCUGUAACCAUUCCACUGACUGCUUUUAAAGGAGAGUGAGGAAGGCUUUUGAUCCCAGAAUAAAGCUAGAUUUGUGACUCAAACAGUGCUCUGAAGAACCAGCAACACUUUGAAUUUGAAAUAGUGUCACCAGACCUUCCUUCAUAAUAAAGGUUUGCAUUAUUGUGGCAUGUAGAACAUAUGUAGGACACCAGUUCAUGUAUUUAAAAGCAAUGUCAUGAGACACGAUUUAGUAAUACUCAGUGCCUUCAGGUUGCAGAAAAGCUUUUCCUUAGCCUUGAUGUGGGAUCUGAAAGCCAUUAUGUUGUCAAGUUACACCACUGGGUAGUGUGUUUGUAGAGACACCUGUGCUGAGCUGCUGCUUUCAGCAACUCUGCCCAACUGAAACUUUUUGUUGUGGGUUGUUGUAGUGUGGGAUGGAGUAAAGACCAAGACCCUCAAGCCUUGAAUUGUCUGGUUUGUUUUAGUCUUGCAUUAAGAAGUUGUUUCAAAAGCCUUGAGAAUAAUAUUGUGUGGGCUUUUUGUGUGUUAUUUCUUACAAAUUUGUUUUGUGGUUGGUUGCAAUCUUGGAUUUAGGUUUCUGUGUUAUGAAGUUAUAAAUCUGAGUGGUCAAGUAAGGCCAUGAUGUGGUAUUCUGCAUAUACAAAAGAAAAAGCUUUGUUAAAGGGAAAUAAGUCACAGUUUACUUGCUUUUCAAAUAUGACUUGCAGUGUUGGAAGUCAGGAGGAGAUUAGCAGUUCUGGAAAUACGACAAAAGCAUCAUUUGGGAGUUUUUUUCUGCCAGUGAUCACUUCCAAAUCUGUAUUUGAAUUCUGUACCAUCCUGCCCUACCUGGAAAAAAGUACAAGCUACUUGUAGGACACAUGCACAAGCUACUCUAAGCAUAACUCUACAACUUUCUUGGCAUCAGAGAUGAUAAUAAGAUCCUGAAAGGAGUACUCUUGCUGUAUUUUGUUGAAACAGUGAUUAAUCUGUGAUGUAAAUGCUGCAAACAAGACAUAGCAGAUUCUCACCUAGCAGAAGCAUACAAAAUUACAGCCCGAACUUAGAUAAGCGAUGUUCAUUUUUCUAAAGUCAUUUGGUUAUUAUGUGUUUCCUCACCGUCUUGUUCUUAGCCUUUAAUGUUAGUGAUGAUACUUAUUUCCAAGCCUAGAUAUUUUAAUAUACUAGGCAUAUAGGUUGAUGACUUUAUUUGUCCUUUAAUGUAAAUGUCUUCUCUUUUUCCACUUCUUAGUAGCAAAGGAAUCCACAUCAGAAGCUGAUUCUGUUCAUGUCUUAUUCUUAUUAAACUUAUCUGUUCUGAUUUGAGAAACAAA
Messenger RNA from Gallus gallus (chicken), 3439 nucleotides. RefSeq names its product zinc finger matrin-type protein 1-like. Gene Ontology annotation, molecular function: zinc ion binding; nucleic acid binding. Lineage: Eukaryota; Metazoa; Chordata; Aves; Galliformes; Phasianidae. The coding region runs from base 82 to 1689 and encodes 535 amino acids. The record is from RefSeq and is a predicted model, not a curated record. The transcript has 7 exons.